AUGCAAAAAUAUGUGGACGACGAAGAAACAGCACUGUUGCAAGGUUCGGGCCCUACUAAAACCAUCAUUCACGUUAAUUCGCGAUCAGAGAAGGUGUACCUGCUAUGCUCGUUGUAUAUUGGUGUACUACUUGCUGCUUUAGAUGGCACUGUAGUUGCGUCUCUCCUUUACCAUAUUGCGUCUGAACUAGGGAGUCUCUCUGCUGCGCCAUGGAUAGCGAGCACAUACAUGAUGGUGAGCUCAGCUUUCCAGCCACUUUUUGGAAAAUUGAGCACAACUUUCGGUAGAAAGCAAUGUUUACUCACAUGCCACUUUUUAUUUGCCCUGGGAAGCCUUCUCUCGGGGCUCUCAAACUGUGUCAAUCUAUUAAUUCUCGGCAGAUGUGUCCAGGGGAUUGGUGGUGGGGGUUUGAUCGCCUUAAGCAGUAUUAUCGUUAGUGAUAUAACUCCUCUAAGGGAGCGUGGGGUGUAUCAGGGUAUUGGAAAUAUUUCUUUCGGAAUUGGGGCAUCUUUGGGAGGAAGUAUGGGGGGCAUCAUCAGUAACAAAUUUGGUUGGAGAUAUGCGUUCCUCGGUCAGAUAGUGGUGUCAUUCGCCGCUAUUUGUCUGGUAUAUUUGAAUGUGAAUGAGACAAUGUUAGGAAAAGACCAAAAUGUGUGGACCCAGCUGGGUAACAUAGAUUUUUUGGGGAGCUUUUUCCUGCUGGGAGCUUUCAUUUGUUUUUUCUUAGGGUUAAAUUUAGGUGGAUCGUACAUGCCAUGGAAAAGUCCACAAGUAGUAAUUUUAUUCCUCAGUUCAUUGUUCUUUUCAAUCAGUUUCUUUCGUGCUGAACAAAGGAGACCAGAAAGAGCGAUAAUUCCAUUAAAGAUCUUCUAUGGUGCGACUGGGUGCCUGUGCUGUGUACUAUGUUUACUCUCUUCGAUGGCAGCUUUCUCUUAUAUCUUCCAUUUGCCGAUCUUCAUGGAAAUCGUUUUAGGAAGAAGCGCAUCCUAUUCGGGCAUUGUCAUCGCUUUGAAUUUUGUGGGUGUUUUACUUGGAUCUUUGGGAUCAGGUUUAAUAAUGAAGACCACCUGCAGAUAUAAGAGGCUAUUAUUUUUAUGUGGACUACUUUAUAUCGUGAGCUGUGGUAAUUUAUGGUUCUUUGACUCAACAACAAGUACAACAAUGCAAAUGCUCACGAUAUGCUGUCUUGGUCUCGGUUACUCUAGUAUUAUCACAAUUUCUUUGGUGGCAUUGAUGGCUCAUGUUCCCCCCGAUGUUCAAGCGAUAAGCAGCUCCGUCUUGUACGCUUCCCGUGGCUUCGGGUCAACUGUUGGUGUAGCGGUGUCAUCAUCAAUAUUUGCACAUCUAUUGCGAACCAACCUCCAACAAUUUAUCGAUGGGCCAGAACGGAAAAGAGUUAUCGAACUGGUCUUAUCAUCUUCAGAUGCAGUAAAAAGUUUGCCCGCUCCAUAUAAAGCCCAAACUAUCCAAAGUUACCUCUCUUCUUUGAAGGUUGUCUUUGCAUUUGUCAUGAUCUUGUCGAUUCUCAUCUGGUUGGCAUCGCUACCGCUGAAAGAGCACAAUCUUUCCCGGGCAACUGACGAGGAAGCCGAGAUGUGA
Lachancea dasiensis is the source of this 1599-nucleotide messenger RNA. The record is from the annotation of a GenBank genome assembly. NCBI's taxonomy places the organism in Eukaryota, Fungi, Ascomycota, Saccharomycetes, Saccharomycetales, Saccharomycetaceae.